Somion occarium is the source of this 4209-nucleotide messenger RNA. NCBI's taxonomy places the organism in Eukaryota, Fungi, Basidiomycota, Agaricomycetes, Polyporales, Cerrenaceae. The record is from the annotation of a GenBank genome assembly.
GCGCUCAUGACAGACCGUGACCUACAGCAUUAUCAUUGUCACGCGUUAAACUCGAAGCCUUCUCGUUGUCAGUCGUGUCGUCGACCUGAAUCUCGAAAAGUUGGAGUUGCUCAUGAAUCUCCGCUGACCUGAAGGAUAUUUACCGGAGCUGCUCUGGGAACUAAUCUAGUCCGACCACUGUGGCGACACACUGGGGAAUUCACUAACAUGGCGAACCCAAAAGAGAAACACUAUUGGACACAGCUCAGAGCCGCACUGACUGGUGGUCUGUGGGACUCAGACUUUCCGGCUAAGGCUCCAAACAAUGCACCGUUGAAAUGGUCAGAACUUCUGCGAAAAUUUAACAAGCAUUGCCCCGGACACUCUGACCUAGUCGAGCUGGCAUCGCAGACUCAGGCGCUGUCGCUUCUCCUGGCAGCUAAUGCGACCGACAGAAGUCUCGACGGCAAUGAAGUCAGUGAAGAAGGGCCACUUGCCCUUGGAGAGGAAUGUAUGCUUCCGGAGGAACGCAUUCCAGAGGGUCUAGCUGGAUACACCACGUUGCAAAAUAUGGAAGGUUCUAAUACCGACUCAAUUAGGUUAGCAGUGGCAUACUACGCGUAUGCACUUGGUAGACCUUCUGAGUGUCUAUCGAUCCUUGCAGAGGCAAAGGACCUAACGGACGUACAAAGUUAUAUACCUGGCUCUGGAAGACCUCGUUCGGGUUCUCUAACACUUCAGGUGCCAAGUGGAGGUGCCGUUGCUUCCUCUGCUUCCUCUUGGACAGGCAGCUUUGCUGCUAUACCUGCAGUGCCGCCCUCGCCUGACAUAGGUGAUGGCAGAGCAUGGGCUACAGUCGAGUGCAUUCGCAGCAUCUGCCUCCAAGUCAUAGGCAUGUCACACGAGCGAAUAUCUCCUUCGGAACCCCAAUCUGCUCUUGAUGCAUAUCUCAGGGCAAUUCCGCUACUCAAGGUUAUCAGCACCGAGAUUCCUUGCACUAUCGCUUCUGGUAUAACCAGUGGGACAGUUGAACUCGGUUCUUUCGUUCGGUAUCGAGAACUUUGGCGCUGGGUGGAGCGUCUUCUACGACGAGCAAUCAUUCUCUCCGCUAAGUUUGUGGACCUCAGCGUACCCAGCGAUGACCCAAAAUCGAUAUGGUCUUUGUUUGACUACUAUCGCGCAUGUAGCGCGCACUGGCCUCCAACGUUCCGUCCGGAUCACAGGUCCACAAUCCUUGUCUUACAUCUGCGAGCACUUAUUCUUCGGGCAAAUGGAUCAACUAGUUCGUACCUAAAAAUGAAGAUUCCUCGUUGGAUUAGCACGGCCCGUUCGAUCAUCCAGGAAUACCGAGCGAUUCUCAGCAUCAACACUCACUUCCCUAGAGCUGGCGAGCGCAACACAAAGGUCGAAGACUUUGUUGACAUGUGUGUUGCAGUUUGGGAAGCCGAUGGUGCUGUUGGUGAAUAUGCUGGAUGGGUGAUUGAUGUUCUAUGGUGGGCGACGCGUCUGACCUUCAACUCACACCGGGUGUUCCGGCAUAUGGCCCGACUUCUGUACGUUGCUGGCGAUCCUGAACUCUCAAAACGGAUUCUACGACUAUACAUUCAAGUUGUCAGCAAAGCAAGAGAAGCAGGCUUAGCCGAGCCAGAGGACGUUCGCGAGAAUGAUUACUUCGGGAUUGGUGCCGACAUUGAUAGCGAUCGUAAUUGGGUAUUCACCUUAAUUCAUGGCGCUAGGAUGCUCUGUCGUCUUGCAUUGCAAGAGUCCGAUUAUGGAAAGGCAUUGGAUGAAGCCAAAGAAGCCGGCGUGAUGAUCGAGAAAGCUAAAACGAGGUUGGAUACUGAGGAUAAAGGACUUGUCGCCAUCGUUGACUUAACGGAAGGUGUCUGGAGUUCUGUUAUGGCGCAGACUGAGCAUGAACCCCUCGCGAGAAAUGCGCAUCUUGCACAUUCCUUAGAGCGACUCCUCUCUGCUGUUGGAACGUAUCCUGCACCUUCGAUAUACCAUCACCUCGCUUUAGCGCUCUGCAGACCGGGACCUUCCCAUAACUUGCAAGAUGCUAUAGUGUAUGCUCGUUCGGCCGUUGAAGGUGAUGCCAGUGAGAUCAGACAUUGGCAUCUGCUUGGUCUCCUUCUAACAGCCACCGGCGACUGGAGGGCUGCCAAGGCAGUCUUGGAGUUCGGCAUCGAUGUUGCUGAAGGAGACCUCCGGGAUGACGACGGUAAUCCACAACCUGUCGCUGAGCAGACCAAUGGCACAGUCAAUAUUCGGGACUUCGCAACUGUGAGCAGUCGCUCCUCCAACUAUGUGGAGACAUCUCGUCAAACCAACGGUCAUGCCAACGGCGCAACCGAGCGAUUGGGCACCGUUCUGAGCCCGGAUGUCACAAGCAUCCCUCCGUCGGCCGAGUUGUUGCAGCCUCCAAUAGAUAGGCCCCCUUCAACACGGCAUGAACGGUUUGAAUAUGCCCUACAGACACGUAUGACGUUGCUUGCGCUUUGCGAGUACGUCCAGGGCGCUGAAGGUGUAGGUGAUAAGUGGUUAGAGGUAUUCCAGUGGUUCCGUGAAAAGCGCGGUGUUAAUGUCGAUGAUCGGAGACGUUCAAUAGAUAGUAGACGCAUCUCGGGAGACACUCGACCACCAUCCGAGGUGCUCUCUAUGCAGCAAAACCAACCCUCUACCUUCGCUAUGCCUCAGAGCCCUGUAGAGCUUAGCCCUGUCCAGCAAACGCAACAGUCGGAGCUGCCAACUCCAAUACCUAUCACCAUCACUCCUGCGUCACCUGGGCUCUCUGGACCUGAGUUUCCUCACAGCGCCUCUCUUCAAGAUCGUCUUUCCAGCCCAAUUGAAGAUGGAACUCGUGAGAAGCGCUCAUCGUCUUUGGAUGAAAAAGACCGAGAUGUUUCGCGGGGAAAGAAAGUCAAGGACGUGCUGAAGACUGGUGUACACAAGUCACAGGCCAGAAUAAGCACCAUAUCGAAGAAGAUUGGGCACGGCGUACAUAGACGGUCAAGUCUAAAUCUCAAAAGAAGUAGCUCUGCACCGGAUUUCCAGACGGCACUUAGUCACGCACCAUAUCAAGCUUCAUCAAUUCACUUGCGUCAGUACCAAAGUAUUCAUGCUUCACAACAAGACCUCGGCUUGUUGGAGGUGCCUCCACCCCCACCUUCGCCAACGCCAUCAGACGGACGUAAACGAAGUUCUCGUGCUGCGAAGGACAGUCGCCUACUGAGUGAUCUGUGGUUGAUGUCCGCUGCUACCUUUAGACGUCUGGGCAAGAUUGAGCAGGCAAAAGGCGCGAUACAAGAGGCUGAAGUACGAGACGAGGAGAACCCUGCAGUCUGGGUACAGGUGAGUCUAGGCUUUUGUGAGUUGCAUGCGACCUAUGUUUACUUUUCCAUAUGUGUAGCUUGGUCUUUAUUAUACUGCGUUGAACGAUGAGCGGAAGGCGAUUGAGGCUUUUCGCAAGGCCCUCUUCAUCGAGCCAGAUCAUGUAUCUGCAACUGUGCACCUCUGCCGCCUGCUUCUUUCACCGCUUCCUGAUAUGACUACAAGCACAAAGGAACGGCAACCAGACCGAGCCAACGUCGAUCUCGCAGCAGGACUGUUGUCUGAUCUUACUCAGGGCAUGGGUUGGGAUGUUCCUGAGGUUUGGUAUUUCUUGGCCAAGGCGUACAAACUUCAAGAUCGCAGGGAUCGCGAGCGGGAAUGUUUGAGUUUUGCAUUGAGCCUCUCGGAAUCGCGAGGGGUUAGGGACAUUGGAUUGGCUCUCGGAUGGUGUUUAUAGGGCGUAUGAUCUCCUAUACGGGUGCGGGUUUUAAUUUGCUGAGUACACUUCUAUCUAGAUUCGACUAAUACUUGGGAUACCUGUACAAUUUGGCUAUAUACCACGUCUAUUCUGGCUUCCAUUGUUAUCCAUGUCGUCACGCUAUGUGACCUCCGAGUCCAUUGUUCGCGUUUUCGGCGCUUCCGAGAGAAGAUCAUUGCCUUCAAUGAAAUAAGUGGCUCAAUACAACCGGCGCAUGUACUACAACGCACGCAGAGAACGUGCCAUCGUUGAGCCACCCUACUUUGCAUAUCCCUUUACCAUGUCCCUGAUGCACAGCGGCAAUCAUAAAUCUCGUUGUAGAUGUUCCCAACCUUGAUGCCUUCGAAAGCCGGGCACAUGCGCAGGCCCUAGCUGUUACUCCUUUUUUUUCUUUGUUCCUUGAACAAAGGUGCUGCAUGGCA